This is a messenger RNA of Aspergillus aculeatus ATCC 16872, 416 nucleotides long. RefSeq lists its product as uncharacterized. The record is from RefSeq and is a predicted model, not a curated record. Bases 55 to 327 code for a protein of 90 amino acids. The transcript has a single exon. NCBI's taxonomy places the organism in Eukaryota, Fungi, Ascomycota, Eurotiomycetes, Eurotiales, Aspergillaceae.
CUUUUCUCGCUAAGACCAUUACUGUUGUACAAUUAUUACCUCAUCCGCGCUUGAAUGGUUCUCAUCAUCAUCAUCAUCAUCGUUGCGGUUGUUGCUAUUUUGGAUUUUUGGAUGGGGGUUUGGGGUAGAGUUGGUAGCAAAGGUGUGGUACCUACGGAGUUGGACUCUGGAUUUUGGGUGAUACCGUACGGUGCAAAAAUGGAUCAUGAUGGAUGUGUUAAUUGGAGAAGGGGGAAAGGGGUGCUGGCUGUGGUUGUGGUACUCGUUGCCCAUGGACCAUGCCGGACAAGAGGGUUCUCUUCAGUCAUUCUAGAGGCUUAUCGAUAAGAUAUACUAGUACUUGUAUACUCGCUUGCACAUUCUAAAUGUCGCAUGUAGAUGGAGGUUGAUUCGAAUCGAACACACCGAGAUAGGAG